Camellia sinensis is the source of this 11175-nucleotide messenger RNA. NCBI's taxonomy places the organism in Eukaryota, Viridiplantae, Streptophyta, Magnoliopsida, Ericales, Theaceae. The record is from RefSeq and is a predicted model, not a curated record.
UUUCAUAACAAUUUGCCCUCUAAUUUGUUAUGCAAAUAGUACCUUCAGGGAUAUCUGUAAUUUCUCAAACAUCAGGGGUAUCUGUAAUUUUGCUAAACCUCAAGGGGGUAUAUGUAAUUUGCCCUUCUUUUUAUAAUAACAAGUCUUUGUCUAUUAAAAUUUAGUGUCAUUAUGUUUAUAUAUUCAUGUUUCACUUUUGCAUUUAAUACAUCCGAAAGUCUCUUGAUGUUUUGCAAGCCAAAAUAGUCCAUGUACUUCGGUCAUGUUCUCAUCUUUCACAAAAUUUUAGGAUUAAUCAAUCUGAUGUUCUCACUCUGCUUUCUAAUGACUUGGGAAGUCACUGACCAGUAUGAAGCAUGAAAACUUUUCAAAUGUAGUUAGGCUCGGCCACUCGAGCAAAAGCAUAAAAAUUGAUCCCCAGUACUUACAGAAUCAGCUUUAUAGUAGGUACUAUGCUGGCAUUAUAUUUCAUUUGCUCAUGUCAAGACAGAUAAUAAAUGUUUCAAAAGAAGCCCACCAUAGCAACAUGCUUCCAUAUUAUGUGAGGAUCCUUGCUAGGACAGAAGAAUUUUCAAGCAAGAAAUAUAUUACUGUCAUGACUAACUUACAGUAUCUUCAUCAUUUUUAGAAAUUUAGAAGUUUGAACAUGACUCAGCUUUGAGUCUAAACCAAAAUUUUGGAAGCAGAGGUUUUACACUAGUUCCAGUCAAAUGACCUCAUCUGGAGUCUCUCGAAACAUCAAUACGAUAUCAAAAUUUUUAAACAGAAAUGGAUGAGUUUUUUUUUAAACAGUCAUUUUAAAACAAAAAAUAUCAUUUCUUAAUUUAAACAGCCAUUGUGGAAAAAUGCAAAAACACAAAAAAAAAUGUUUUCUAUUGUUUUCGAAACAAAUUUUCAUUUCCUCUUCCCUGCACCGGCAAACCCCUUCUCCACUUUUUGGCAACCCUUUGUGAUCACUCCCCCCUUCCCCUCUGAUAACCUCUUCCAGCCUCCUUCGGCAACUCACCAAAUAUGUUGUUUAAUUUUUAUUUGUUUUGAAUAUAUGUGUGCCAUUUUUUUUUUUUUUUGGUUUUAUUUUUGGUGCAGAAAUAAAAGUAAACAUGUUAUCUAUUUUGUGGAAAGAGAAAACUGAAAAAUGGACCAAAGCAAGUUAUAUAGCAUAAUAAACAGUCGGUCAUAAUCCCCUAGUCUCAGUGGUCUGAUGCUGCUCUGAAUGUUGAUGCUGCUUGGAGUGGGUUGAAGUGGGAUGUAGAAUGCUGCCUGCUGGGCAUGUUGGACUACUUCUGGCCUCCUAGCAGAGGAGUUAGUUGUUAUAUUUGGACUGCUGGGCAUGUUGAUUCUGAACUGCCUUGGACUGCUGGGCAUGUUUUGGACUGCUUUGGUCUCCUGCAAUCUGUUUGUGGGAAGUAAAGCAGGUAGUAGAAUUGAAGGCAAGGUGGGAAACACAGUCCAAGUUACUGCUGGUUGCUCUGGUUUUGCUGCUGCUCAAGUCUCCUUUGCUGCUGCUUUGAGGUUGGUUGAUCAGAGAGGCUGGUGAUUAGGAAUAUAUAUCCUGUUUUGUUGUUAGGUAGUUUGAAUGCUCGAGGUUGCUGCAGGUGGUAGGUAGAUUGAUUGCUUGGUUUGUUCUAGGUGUGGUCAAUGCUUUUUUGGGUGAGGUAGUCUUUGAUGUUUGUGGUUGGUUCCUCACCAACUCUUGUGGUUGUGCUAGCAUAUGAUUGAGCGGUCUUAUCGGUGCCAACUUAGUUGGGAUUGAUUGGGUUCGCUAUGAUGCUUUCUGCACUCCUCCUCCUUUCCUUUUUUGAUGUAAUAGUUUUUCUGUUUCAUCAAUAAAGUUCAUUUUCUUUGCUGUUCAAAAAUAAAAUAAAAUAAAAUAAUCCCCUAGUCUCAGUCAAAUGUAUCCCUGCUGUAUAAUUGUAUGCAUCCCUUGAUUAUGUGCUUUCUUCUUUAGUGAAAGUUCAGGGAAGUUUUGGUCACUUCCCCUGUACAUGUGCUUACCAUGCACUUUUCAAUGAAAUUGAGUGUGUAAAGGGCAUAUAAUGGCCAACCUGUUAAUCUAGAUGCAUGACCCAAAAGUCAAACCAAGUGAAAUUGUUCAAAUAAUUUCUUCAAAUAUGAAAAGAAUCCCAAGGACAGGCAAAAUUGUCAACAAAAAUGGUGGUGGCUUUUGCUAGCUCUAGAAGACACGUUAUUCAAUGGUUCUGUACAUUUUUUUAAUAGAUAAUAACUGUAACAAGUGGUCCAGCCAAAGGAACAAUGGGAAUACACACGAAGACUAGAGAAAUGGGAAAUGUUUUUUUUAAAAUUUAUUUAUAUUUUAUUAUUAUUUUUACGUUUGAUAGGAAAGGGAUAGGGGAAAGGAAGUUUCACUCACAGUGACAAGAUUUGAAUCUAAACAUCAUGUUUUGUAAUGGAGUGCCUCAUCCACUAGGCCAACCCACCAUCACAUUUAUGUUUGAAAAUUGAAAUCAAGAAGGUUUUGGAGUCAUUUGGAAGCAUGUUUAGCAAGUUGCGAACUUUUCUCGUUACAUAUGAUCAUUUGCUUUAAGCCUCAUUUUAGAAUCAUGAAUCAGUAUGUUAUGGGCAGAGUAUUCUUCUUUUUAUUUUAGUUUUUAUUGACCUUGAUUAUUAUAGGAAUCAUUUACUUCAUUUACUUUUCUUGUCAGCUCUUAUUGUUCUUGACAUCCUCUACAAGUUUAUAUCCAUUGUGGUCUCCAAGGCACAUCUUUUAGAGCUUUGUUCAAUGGCUUCUGAGAGGGCCCAGGAAGCAUCAUCUUCCCUGUUUAGGUGUACCUAUCACGUGUUCUUGAGUUUUAGAGGCAAAGACACUCGCAAAACCUUCAUCGACCACCUCUACACUGCUCUGGUGAAUGUGGGAAUUCACACUUUUAGAGAUGAUGAUGAGAUUGAGAGAGGAGAAAAUAUCAAGUCAGAACUGAAGAAAGCAAUCGAAGAGUCGAGGAUUUCAAUAGUUGUUUUCUCAAAAGGCUAUGCUUCUUCGCGUUGGUGCCUCGAUGAACUUGUGAAGAUACUUGAACGCAAAAGUACCUCUAGACAUGUUGUUCUACCUGUGUUCUAUAACGUGGAUCCUACCCAGGUUAGGAACCAAACUGGGAGUUUUGCAAAGGCACUUGCUUUGCAUGAAAAGCAAUUCCAAGAAGAAACUGAUGACAGAAAAAAGCAGCAGCACAUGGAGAAGUUGGAAGGGUGGAGGGCAGCGCUUAGAGAAGUUGCAGAUUUGGGGGGGAUGGUCUUACAAAAUCAAACCAAAGGGAGAAAAUAUCAAGUUAAAGCAAUCGAAGAGUCAAGGAUUUCAAUAGUUGUUGUCUCAAAAGGCUAUGCUUCUUCAAGUUGGUGCCUUGAUGAACUUGUGAAGAUCCUUGAACGCAAAAGUACCUCUAGACAUGUUGUUCUACCUGUGUUCUAUAACGUGGAUCCUACCCAGGUUAGGAACCAAACUGGGAGUUUUGCAAAGGCUCUUGCUUUGCAUGAAAAGCAAUUCCAAGAAGAAACUGAUGACAGAAAAAAGCAGCAGCACAUGGAGAAGGUGGUAGGGUGGAGGGCAGCGCUUAGAGAAGUUGCAGAUUUGGGGGGGAUGGUCUUACAAAAUCAAACCAAAGGGCAUGAGGCAAAGUUCAUCCAAGAAAUUGUUAAAGCAAUUGGUGAUAAGGUAAAUUGCACGAUGUUGAAUGUUUCCUCCCACCUAGUUGGAAUAGAAUCUCAAGUAAAAACCAUUAGUAUGUGGUUACAAGAUGGGGCAACUAAUGUUGGCGUUGCCGUGCUUUGUGGGAUGGGUGGAAUAGGAAAAACAACCAUAGCCAAAGUUGUUUAUAACCUCAACUCUGAUAGAUUUGAACGCAGCAGCUUUCUUCCAAAUGUUAGAGAAACUUUAGAACAACCUAACGGUGUGAUUCGUUUGCAAACACUACUUUUGUCCGAUAUUAUAAAUGGAAAGAAGAGAAAAAUAUACAAAGUCGAUAAAGGAAUCUGUGAGAUCAGGGAUGCUAUAUGCUGCAAAAGAGUUCUUGUUGUUCUUGAUGAUGUUGAUCAAGUGGACCAAUUAUAUGCAAUAAUUGGAAAGCGAGAAUGGCUUUGUUCAGGAAGUAAGAUUGUCAUAACAACUAGAUAUAAGCCAUUGCUUAAUUUUCCUUCACUGCCAAUUUGUAGGCAUGAGGCGAAGUUCAUCCAAGAAAUUGUUAUAGCAAAUGUUGAUAAGCUAAAUCGCACUAUGUUGAAUGUUUCCUCCCACCUAGUUGGAAUAGAAUCUCAAGUAAAAACCAUUAGUAUGUGGUUACAAGAUGGGGCAACUAAUGUUGGCGUUGCCGUGCUUUGUGGGAUGGGUGGAAUAGGAAAAACAACCAUAGCCAAAGUUGUUUAUAACCUAAACUUUGAUAGAUUUGAGCGCAGCAGCUUUCUUCCAAAUGUUAGAGAAACUUCAGAACAACCUAACGGUGUGAUUCAUUUGCAAACACUACUUUUGUCCGAUAUUAUAAAUGGAAAGAAGAGAAAAAUAUACAAAGUCGAUAAAGGAAUCUGUGAGAUCAGGGAUGCUAUAUGCUGCAAAAGAGUUCUUGUUGUUCUUGAUGAUGUUGAUCGAGUGGACCAAUUAUAUGCAAUAAUUGGAAAGCGAGAAUGGCUUUGUUCAGGAAGUAAGAUUGUCAUAACAACUAGAUAUAAGCCAUUGCUUAAGUCGCUAGAAGGAUACAUGAAGUGCAAGAUUAAAAAAUUAAAUAAUGAUGAAUCACUUCAUCUCUUCUGUUGGCAUGCCUUUGGACAAGACAACCCAGCUGAAGGGUACAUGGAACUGUCCAGAAGCGUUGUAUAUUAUUGUGGAGGGCUUCCUUUAGCUCUUCAAGUUUUGGGUUCUUCUCUAUGUGGCAAAAACUUACAUACAUGGGAAAGUGCACUACAGAAACUGAGAGCAAUUCCUGAUAGUGAAAUUCAAAAUAUUCUUAAAAUAAGCUAUGACUCUCUCCAAGAUGAUCAUGACAAAAAUUUAUUCCUUGAUAUUGCUUGUUUCUUUAUUGGGAAGGACAAAGACUACACCGUUGAAAUACUAGACAAAUGUGAUUUCUACCCAAUAAUCGGAAUCCAAAAUCUCAUUGAUAGGAGUCUUUUAACGAUUGAUAAAGAUAACAAGUUGAUGAUGCAUCCAUUGCUUAGAGACAUGGGAAGAGAAAUUGUUCGCCAAGAAUCACCCAAGGAGCCAGGAAAACGAAGUAGGAUCUGGCAUGAUAAGGUUGCAUUUGAUGUUCUGAGAGAAGAAACUGGUACAGAAACAGUUGAAGGCCUCACUCUGAAUUUGGAUAUGUUAGAGAAAGAUGACAGUACCAGGAAAACACAACACUACUCUGAAGACAUCUUCGGAAUGUCAACACUACUUUGCCAUUACUUUGCUUUCAAUAGAUAUCGUUUUGGCAGAUUCUAUCAACGAAAAGGGGUAAGCUUGAAGACUCAUGCAUUUGCGAGAAUGAAAAGACUAAGACUACUACAGCUUGAUUAUGUAAAACUGACUGGUGAUUGGAAAGAAUUUCCAAAGAAGUUGAGAUGGCUGAGUUGGCAUGGAUUCCCUUUAGAGUCUAUUCCAAACUAUCUCCAUCUUGAGAACCUGGUUUUUCUUGAUAUGCGGGGCAGUAGCUUGGAACAACUUUGGAAGCGAACCAAGUUUAUUGGAUCAUUGAAAAUCCUAAAUCUGAGUCAUUCCCAUUGCCUCACCACAACACCAGACUUCUCAGGAUUUCCUAGUCUUCAGAGAUUGAUGCUUAAAGAUUGUGUGAGUUUGGUAGAAGUUCAUGAGUCUAUCGGAGACCUAAGGGAACUUGUUUUCCUGAAUCUAGGGAACUGCAAAAGUCUCAGAGAGCUUCCGAGAAAAAUUGGUAUGUUGAAGUCUCUCCAAGAACUUAUUCUGUCUGGUUGCUCAAAACUCGACAAGCUGCCAGAGGAAGUGGGGAGAUUGAAAUCGUUAAAAGUGUUUCACGCCGAUCGAAUAGCUGUAAAAAAUUUAAAUGCUCCCAUUCAAGAGGGUAAUUCAUGGCAUGAACUCUUUCAAUUUAGGAAAUCAUCGAGUCUUAAGCCCACUAGUUUUUCAUUGGCAUUGUUACCUCAUUCUUUAGUAAGCUUAAGUCUAGUGGACUGUAAUUUAUCCGAUGAUGCUAUUCCCAAUGAUCUUAGUUGCCUACCCUCUUUGCAGAGCUUGGAUCUAAGUGAAAACCCAAUUCAUAGCCUACCAGAGAGCAUUAAAGCACUUACUAUGCUCAAGUCCCUUCAGUUAGACAAUUGCAAAAAGUUACAAUUUCUCCCUGAACUUCCUUCAAGUUUGAUGGAUUUGCUUGCAAAACAUUGCACGUCGCUUGAAAGAAUAAAAAAUCUACCAAACCUGUUAAAAUCUCUUCACUUGGAAAUUUUUGGAUGCGAAAAACUGGUUGAGAUCCAAGGUUUGUUUACACUGAAACCAAUUGGAAGCAUUGACACUGAAAUAACCAAUGGUAUGGGCUUACUCAUGGAAUCCACAGAAAACAUUGUUGUUCAGAUGGCUAACAGUAUGACGCGCACAAGAAGGAUGCAGACACUCCAGGGAUUGUACGAAUGUGGUGUUUUCAGCGUUUUUCUUCCAGGAAGCAAAGUUCCAGGCUGGUUUAGCCAUCAAAGUACGGGUUCUUCAAUUUCUUUUGAGCUGUCGCCACUUCUUAAUCGCAAAAUCCGAGGCAUAAAUCUAUGCAUCGUCUAUGCACUAUGUGAAUCUAGGAGUUAUGAUUAUGAGUCAAUUAGCAACAAUUUCAAGCCACUGGAUGAUGGAUUUGAUUCCUUUGACAACGUGCAUUAUGCCAUUAUUACUAAUAAGACGAAGGGUAUAAAAUGGACCUAUAGUCCAACAUUUUACGGCAUUCCAGAAGGCAACGAAGACAUGUUAUGGUUAAGCCACUGGAAUUUUGGGAAUCAGUUGGAAGGUGGUGACGAAGUGAAUGUUUCAGUUUUUAUGGCUAAAAGUUUUCUGCCAAAGGAGUGUGGAAUCAACCUCGUGUACGAGCAAGAAGAAGGUACUGCAUCAAAUACUGUAGUAGUAUUCCAACAGCACACCUAUCUUUCUGACAAGAAUGUUGAGGAUGCGGACAAGUCAAAACAUCAAACAGUGGAGCUGCUCUGCCAUCAUAGAUUUAUAUGUCAUCAAGUAAACUCGAAGCAAUUCUGGGGUACACGAGACUUUCGCCUCUGCUUUUGUGGUGUUUCAAAUGAUAUGUGUUACAUGUGUUAUUCUCGACCCCGCUUUCUUUGGCUCAUUGAUUUUGAAUAUAUCGCUUCUUCAGUUAAUUCAAAAUUCGUCUUCUACAGCUAUCCAUGUGCAGAGUUUUUCCCAAUGGCUGCUGCAAGGACCCAGAAAGCCUCCCCUUCCACGUCUCGAUGUACUUAUCAGGUGUCCUUGAGUUUCAGCAACAAAGACACCGGUUGGUCCUUUACAGAUCAUCUUUAUACAGCACUGGUGCGUGCGGGAAUUCACACUUUUAGAGCUCAUGAUGAGCUUGAGAGAGGAGAAGAUAUGGAGUCAGAAUUUCAACAAGCAACCCAUGAAUCCAAGAUUUCAAUAAUUGUCUUAUCAAAAGAUUUUGCUUUGUCAGAAUGGUGCCUUGAUGAACUUCUAAAAAUUCUCCAACGGAGGAAGGCUGUUGGACAUAAAAUUUUGCCAAUCUUCUAUAAAGUGAACCCGUCUGAAGUUCAGAUGCAGAUGGGGAGUUUUGCAGAAGCAUUUGCCAAUCAUGAAGAGCAAUUUAUGGUGGAAACAGAUGAAAGGAAAAAGGAAUGGAUGGAAAAGGUGGAGAGGUGGAAGGUAGCUCUCAAAGAAGUUGCAAAUGUAAAAGGGAUGGUCUUACAAGAUCAAGCUGAUGGGCAUGAAGCAAAGUUCAUCCAAGAAAUUGUCAAAGAGAUCCGGAACAAAUUGAAUCGUAGAGUCUUUAGUGUUACCCAACACCAAAUUGGAAUAGAUUCUCGAGUCAAAGACAUUAAUGUUUGGUUACAAGACGGGGCAACUGAUGUUGGUAUAGUGGUGAUAUCUGGAAUUGGUGGAAUAGGGAAGACAACCAUUGCCAAAACUGUCUAUAACUUGAACUUUGACAGAUUCGAACGGAGUAGCUUCCUUGCAGAUGUUAGAGAGACUUCAAAACAACCCAAUGGCUUGGUUCGUUUACAAGAACAACUUCUUUCGGAUAUUAUGAAGGGUAGAAAGCAAAAAAUUGGCAGUGUUGAUGAAGGAAUCAUUAAGAUUAAAAAUGCUUUAAGUUGUAAAAGAGUUCUUGCUGUUCUUGAUGACGUGGAUCAAUUGGAUCAGUUAAAUGCACUACUAGGAAUGCAAGAUUGGUUUGAUUCGGGAAGUAAAAUUAUCGUAACAACUAGGAAUGAGCAAUUGCUGAAGGCAUAUAAAGUGCAUGAGACUCAUAAGGUUAAGGAGUUGGAUGAUAAUGAAUCACUCCAGCUCUUCAGUUGGCAUGCCUUUGGACAAAGCCAUCCUAUUGAAGGUUUCUUGGAAUACUCAAAAAGUGUACUACAGCACUGCAAAGGGCUUCCUUUGGCUCUUCAACUAUUGGGUUCUUCUCUCUACGGCAGAAGUUUAAAGGAAUGGGAAACUGCAUUAGAGACAAUGGAAGCAAUCACAGGCAAUCAAAUCCUACAAACACUAGCGAUAAGCUAUCUGUCACUAGAUGAUCAUGACAAGAAAUUAUUCCUCAACAUAGCUAUGUUUUUUGUUGGAAAGGACAAGGAAUAUGUGGUUAAAGUACUAGAUGAAUGUGAUUCAUUUACAACAGUAGGAAUUGAAAACCUCAUGGAUAGAGGUCUUAUAACAAUGGGAAAAGGCAAUAAGUUGAUUAUGCAUCAAUUGCUUCGUGACAUGGCAAGAAAAAUUAUUCACCAAGAGUCACCCAAUGAGCCUGGGAAACGAAGAAUAGUGUGCGAUCAUGACGACUCCCUUCAUGUGUUGAGUAAAAAAACUGGUACCGAAAGGGUUCAAGGCCUCAUCCUCAAUAUGCAUAUGUCGACUAGAGAUAAGUAUUCCAUGACAACUUUUAAUAGUCAUGCAAAACGAUACCCUUUGCAAGAUAUUCCAGACAGAUCCAUUAUGCCCUGCCAAAGCAAUCCAUGGAAACGGCGUCGUCUUGGCUUGUUCUCCUGGCAAUCAAUGACCACUGUGUUCACAAAUUUAUUACCCAUGCCGAAGGAGGUAAACUUCAAAACUGAUGCAUUUGCGAUGAUGCACAAACUAAGACUGCUCCAACUUAAUUGUGUGCAACUUGGUGGAAGCUAUAAAGGGUUCCCUAAGAAAUUAAGAUUGUUGUGUUGGCGUGGAUUCCCUUUAAAAUCUAUACCUAGAAAUUUUCCUUUGGAGAGCCUGGUUUCUCUUGAUUUGCGCAAUAGCAGCUUGGAACAAGUUUGGAAGGGAAGAAAGUUUCUCAAAUUGUUGAAAUUUCUUAAUCUCAGUCGUUGCCAUAGCCUUAUCAGAACCCCCGACUUCUCAGGACUUUGUAGUCUUGAAAGACUAUUGCUUAAGGACUGUACAUGCUUGGUCAAGGUUCACGAAUCCAUUGGGGACCUAGGGAAACUUGUUCUUUUGAAUUUAAAAGGCUGUAAAAAUCUUAGGAAGCUUCCAAGAAAAAUUGGCCAGCUAAAAUCCCUUGAGAAACUCAUUCUAUCAGGUUGCUCAAACCUUGAAAUGUUGCCUAUGGAGCUUGAGAAAUUGAAACCUUUGACUGUACUACAUGCUUAUGGGACAACCAUAAGUCAAUCAUGCUUUACCAUUGGAAAGAGCGAAAGUGAUUUUUGGCCAAAAAUUCUCUGGUCUUGGCUGUCAAAUCCAAGCAAAAAUUUGGAUCCGUCAUUGGCUUUUUUCCCACGCACUUUACUAAAGUUAAGUCUUAGAGACUGCAGUUUAUCAGAUGACACUAUUCUAAGGGACCUUAGUGGUCUAUCCUUGUUAUUGGAAUUGGAUCUAAGCCAAAAUCCAAUUUCUAGCAUACCAGAAAGCAUCAGUGGCCUUACUACGCUCAAGUCUCUUUGGUUAGAUACGUGCACAAGGCUCCAGUCACUUCCAAAGCUUCCAUCAAGUUUGAAGGAACUUGUUGCAAGAGAUUGCAAAUCACUGGAAAGAAUGACAAUUCCUUCAAACCUGUUGAAAUCAAUGAAUGUCAUGCAUCUAAGUGGUUGCGACAAACUGUUUAAGAUUGAUGGCUUGUUCCAGUUAGAACCCAUAGGGAGCUUUCAUCCAGAAAUCAUCAACAAUUUGGGCUUGCUUGACUUGGUUUCCAAAGGAAGCAUUGAGGUGGAAUUGUGCAAUAACUUGACAUUUACUCGAAAGAAGUGGCCCCUUCAGGGGCUCUAUGAAUUUGGUAUAUUCAGCACUUUCCUUCCUGGCAGCAAGGUUCCAUAUUGGUUCAGCAAUAAGCAUUUGGAUUCUUCGAUGUCUUUCGUUGUGCCUUCUCUUCCUAGUUUCAAGAUAAGAGGCUUGAAUGUGUGCGUUGUUUAUGUAUGUUCAAACUCUCAUAAAGAUGGAAAUUUGCAUGAUUUUUCUAUUAAGAUUAGUAACAAGACCAAGGGUUUGGAAUGGAUCUAUGGCCCGACAUUCCACGGCAAUGAAGAUAUGAUAUGGUUAAGCCAUUGGAACUUUAGGAAUCAGUUGCAAGCUGGUGAUGAAGUGAAUGUUUCAAUGGUUGUUGGAGUUGGUUUCAAGGUAAAGGAAUGUGGAACCGACUUUGUGUAUGAGCAUGAAGAGAAGUGUUCCCUAUCAAAUAGUGGAAUAGAAGUAAUCCAACAUGGCAACUUUCCUUCUUAUCAGAGUGUUAUAGAUGGAGAUUUGUCAGCAUAUCAGAGGACCGAAGGUGUGUAUCUCCUCUGCCAUUAUAAUCAAUAUCUGGACUUAUAUCCUCCUCAAAACCAUUCAAGUGAUCGAUGGGACGUCCCCAGUGUUUACAAACCUCUUUGCUGCACAGUAGUAUCUAGAGAUGAAGAGGAUGAAGAAGGUCAUGAAAAAGACAACAAUGAACAGAUCAAGAUUUUGUAAAUUUUCAUAUCCUCCAUUCCUUGUUGAUCGCAGAGUUGCUUGGGCUUUUGUUAGCCAUUCCCAGCUUCUUACGAGUUGCCAUCAUUUUUGGUAUUUGAUUUACAAGAUUAUCAUUAUAUCCACCAAAUCACAUGUAU